AUGGACAUGUCAGCCGAGCCUGUGAUUUCUACUGGUGACGUGGAGCGGCUGCUACACGCAACGUGCGUCAGGGGCGUCGAUAAAUCUGGACCCGCACCUGCACCCCUUCAGGAGAGGACGCUCGACUUCAAGAUCCUCGUCGAGCCUCCUCUUAUGUCAGCCACCAUCACAGAUCUCUGCAACGAACCUCUUUUCUUUUCAGGAUAUCUUUCAGAAGAAGAGCCAAUGUCGUCCGACGAUUCCAGUCUUUCAUCAAUGUCUAUCAGCACCGUUGCCGACGAAUUUAUCGAUGAACUCGAAUCAAACUUUCCUGAACUCUUGGCCGAGGAAUGCAGCUUUGUCGAACAAGUUCAAUGUAUUCAGGCUGAAGCUGUGACUCUGGUCUCGCCAGGCAAGGCCAAGAUGGUUCGAGUCUCUAAAGUCAACAUGAGUGCUUCAUCGUCGUCAGCCAUCAAAAGGCCAACAACCUCAUCAAGUCUCAAGCCCAAUGGCAACACAUCACGUCUCAGCAUCAUAUCAAUCAGAGCACACAGCCACGAUGGAUCACUCGCAUCCCCUAGGGUGGAUUCCCCCACAAUGCCUUCGACACCAGACCUCGAGACUGGCUCGUCUGGCUCUCAAUCACCUACCUCCAGCCACACCCCUGCCACACCAGAUUCUCCAGCCUCUGCCUACUUCGAUGCUCUCACCAGCCCAGUAUACGCUCCAUGCCCACCCAAGCAUCGCAUGUCACGGAACGGGUAUCACCUCAAGCUACCAGGCAUGAGCAAACAGCGCCCUGGAUCAUCCCAGUCCAUGAUGUCAACUCCGCUAUCUGCCCCCCUCACAGCACCAUCUUCGUUCUUAAAGCCGAAGAUGAUCGCCAGGGGUGCUGCCGAGCGUAUGGCUUCUCUUGAUCUGCCACCCUACCCUCGCGACUCAUUCCAACCACCUCCUCCGACCCGUUGGACCAUCCGCAAGGACUCCGUCAGUUCCGUCUCUUCCAAGGAGACGCCCCGAUUUCGACUCAAAAGAGCCGAGAGUGGAGUCUUGCCAACCUGGCGAUGA
Aureobasidium melanogenum CBS 110374 is the source of this 1047-nucleotide messenger RNA. RefSeq lists its product as uncharacterized. The transcript has a single exon. Bases 1 to 1047 code for a protein of 348 amino acids. NCBI's taxonomy places the organism in Eukaryota, Fungi, Ascomycota, Dothideomycetes, Dothideales, Saccotheciaceae. The record is from RefSeq and is a predicted model, not a curated record.